Messenger RNA from Cornus florida, 2222 nucleotides. RefSeq lists its product as uncharacterized. The transcript is spliced from 5 exons. NCBI's taxonomy places the organism in Eukaryota, Viridiplantae, Streptophyta, Magnoliopsida, Cornales, Cornaceae. The record is from RefSeq and is a predicted model, not a curated record. The coding region runs from base 78 to 2222 and encodes 714 amino acids.
UUAUUUUCAUACAAAAAGUAACAGUACUACAUUUUUUUCUGGUUAUUAAUAUAUCAUUUUGCAUUUUACAAUUUUAGAUGGACAAACAACAAAAUGACAUACUGCGUUUCCAUCUUAUGUGGGUACAAAGACGACGCCAAAUUGCAACUCUAGUCAUUCUCCUUGCCAUGUAUUGGUUUAAGCGUAAAAAACGUAGAAACUAUGUAGAUAAACCUAUUACACAAUCAGAGAUUGAAAGACAAAUAACACGGGAUAAACUAAUGAAUGAGCUUAGGGUAAGUGAGAAAUGUCGUAACAUUACUCGUAUAGGACCAGAAGCUUUUCAAAAUUUCUGUGAGAUGCUUAUAAGAGAUGGUGGUCUUCGACCCACAAAACGUGCAAGUGUUGAAGAGCAAGUUGCUAAAUUUCUGCACAUUAUAUCACAUAAUGUGAGGAAUCGGACAAUGUCAUUUUUCUUUUGUCGCUCUGGUGAAACCAUAAGCCGUCAUUUUCAUAGUGUGUUAAAAGUAGUAAUCUCAUUGGAAGGACAGUUCCUCAAGCAACCUAGUGGAUUGGACGUCCCCCCAAAAAUACUCAAUAACGAUAGGUUUCAUCCAUAUUUCAAGAAUUGCAUUGGGGCAAUUGAUGGAACACACGUUCGUGUGAAAGUAUCUAACGAAGAUGCACCCAGGUAUCGUGGUAGGAAAAAUUAUCCAACAGUAAAUGUGUUAGCAGCUUGUUCAUUUGACAUGAAAUUUACCUAUGUUUUACCUGGAUGGGAGGGUACCGCUUCAGACUCAAGAGUUAUGGUUAGUGUCUUAAAAAGACAAGGAGAUAAAUUAAUACUUCCGGAAGGAAAAUUUUAUCUUGCUGACGCCAGGUACCCAUUAAAGGCUGGACUUAUCACGCCUUAUAGAGGUGUGCGCUAUCAUUUAAAAGAAUAUGCCUCACGCCGACCAGAGAAUCCUAGAGAGUUAUUCAACCUUCGACAUGCAUCAUUGCGCAAUGUUAUUGAGAGAAUUUUUGGUGUGUUGAAGAAACGAUUUCCUAUCAUAGGAAGCAGUACUGAACCAACAUAUGAUGUUAAAACUCAAGUUGAUAUCAUUUUAGCUUGUUGCAUCAUACACAACUAUUUAAUGGGUAUGGAUCCGGAUGAAAGCCUUUUUAAUGAAGUAGAUCGGGAGCACUUAAAUGAAACUCCACAUGAAGAGCAUGGUCCAAUGGAAAGAAAUAUAAGAAUGAGUAAUCAAUUAAACAUAAGUGGUGGGUUGAAGAGAGAUAGAUGUGUUUGGACUGCACAGAUGGAUGAUAUUUUUGUAGAUGCAUUGCACAAUCAAUUUGUGAAGGGGAAUAUGAUUGAUGGUACAUUUACAACAAAAGCUUACAGUGAGAUUGUUAAUGAAUUGAAAGAAAGAUUAGGUAUCGAUAUCAACAAAGAUAAAGUGAAGAAUCGAUUGAAAACAAUAAAGAAAACAUUUAACGAGUGUUUUGACUUAUUCAAAACUGGUUUGAGUGGGUUUGCUUGGAGUGAAGCCACAAAAAUGUGGUAUGCUGAACCUGAAGUUCGGGCUUCUUUAAUUGAGUCAAAUCCAGCAGCGGAGAAAUGGAAAACUACUCCAAUUUGCAACUAUGAUAAGUUGUUGGAUUUAUUUGGCAAGGAUAGGGCAACUGGGUCUAAUGCAGCCACUGCUAAGGAGAGGAUUAAUGAUUGGGCAACAAAAGGAAAAGAGAAGAGUAAUGAAAGGGAGUCAAGUCCUAAUGAUGAUCUAAUGGAGAGCAUUGAUGCUAUUGAUCACAUGGUGUCCCGGAAUGAAGUAAGUUUGGAUAAUACAUUUUUUAUGGAUCAUGAGUUUGAGAAUAUGAAUAUGAUGUCUCCUAAAACACCUUCAAGUGCACCUUCCCAUUCCACUUCUUCAAAAGGAAAGAGAAAAAGGAAUUAUUCGACUGUUGAUGGAGAUAAUGAAAUAAUUGAAAUAGUGAGAGGUGUGGCUGCUUCUCUAAAAGAGGGAAAUGAUAUUCACAAAACAUUCAACCAUAUUUAUGAGAAGUGCAACCAAAAGGGAAAAUAUGAAGAAGAACUCUUUAAGAUUUUGGCGGAAAUUGGAUUAGAGGGGCAUGCAGCUGUUAAGGCCUUUAUUUUUCUGACUAAGCGUGACCAUCCUGAGAGAAUGACACAAUUUAUUGGUUGCCCACCUGUGCUUCGCAAGAUACUCCUGGAGGAACUAAUGUCCAAUGAUUCUUGA